Messenger RNA from Salvia splendens (bonfire salvia), 739 nucleotides. RefSeq names its product zinc finger CCCH domain-containing protein 1. The transcript is spliced from 2 exons. Gene Ontology annotation, cellular component: U2-type spliceosomal complex. The coding region runs from base 64 to 738 and encodes 224 amino acids. The record is from RefSeq and is a predicted model, not a curated record. Gene Ontology annotation, biological process: snoRNA splicing. Lineage: Eukaryota; Viridiplantae; Streptophyta; Magnoliopsida; Lamiales; Lamiaceae.
CUAACCCAAGCCCAUUACACAACAAGAGCAAAUAGCAGAGAGAAUAGAAGAAAAUAAGCUGCAAUGAAGAACAAAGAGGAAAUCGCGGCUAUGGCGGGAGAGGAAGCUGAUGGAGCCGCCGCCGAGUGUAAUUUCUUUAGGAAGCCAUCAAAGGGGAAGAACAUAAGGAAACGAACCGCCGUUGAAGAGGCGGAAGGCGAAGAAGAAGAUUCUAACUCUGGGAGCGCAGUGGUGUAUAAGAAGAAACAGGCUGCCGCUGACAACAAGCUGCUCUUUUCUAGUGGUCCGUUGAAGACUUCGAAAGGGUCUGAGCCUGAAAAACAGAAAGAAACUGUCUUUGAGUAUGAGUCAUCCAGAGAAAUUCAGGUCCAAAAUGAUAGUAGGGCGACUGCCACUUUAGAGACAGAGACCGACUUCUCAAGGGAUGCCCGGGCGAUUAGAGAGCGUGUUCUGAAGCAAGCUGAAGCGGCAUUGAAGGGCAAGAACAAGAGUGCUGGAGACGAGAAGUUGUAUAAAGGGUUACAUGGGUAUACAGAUUAUAAGGCAAGAGAAAGGCUGCUGAAGGAAAAUGACAUCGCAAAUAAUGUUUUGGCAAAUUUCUGUUUGUUUUUGUCUUCUCGUUGUAAGAUCAAUUUUAUUACUUGUAUCGACUUUUCCUUUUUGAUGAUACUGUUGUAUAUUGAACAAUUAGUCAUGUAUUCUCAGAGAACAAGCCUUCACAUAUUAUUGCCAUGUUGAA